Messenger RNA from Leptidea sinapis, 5894 nucleotides. It is a transcript of the gene exd, whose product is annotated as homeobox protein extradenticle. Gene Ontology annotation, molecular function: RNA polymerase II cis-regulatory region sequence-specific DNA binding; DNA-binding transcription factor activity, RNA polymerase II-specific. The transcript is spliced from 8 exons. Lineage: Eukaryota; Metazoa; Arthropoda; Insecta; Lepidoptera; Pieridae. Gene Ontology annotation, biological process: neuron development; animal organ morphogenesis; embryonic organ development. The coding region runs from base 179 to 1291 and encodes 370 amino acids. Gene Ontology annotation, cellular component: nucleus. The record is from RefSeq and is a predicted model, not a curated record.
UUCUCAGGACAAAGAAUCUCGAGUCGGCCAUUUUAUUGCUGACUGAUGAGGAGAAAUUUGUGAGAAAUUUUAUAAGCCUACAGCUUUACAUUCAAUGUUAUAUGUAUUCCACUUAAAAUCAAUCUCGUUGACGUUAUUAUAUAUAUUUUUUAAUAUAAGUGUUAAGUAAAUUUAUAAAAUGGAUGAUCCAAAUAGAAUGAUGGCGCAUAGCGGUGGCCUCAUGGGACCCCAGGGCUACGGUUUGCCCGGGGGCGAAGGUACGCCUGCUACUGGAGAAGGUGAAGCACGGAAACAAGACAUUGGCGAAAUCCUUCAGCAAAUUAUGAAUAUAACAGACCAGAGUUUGGACGAGGCACAAGCUAGAAAGCAUACAUUAAAUUGUCAUAGAAUGAAACCUGCUCUAUUUUCUGUUCUGUGUGAAAUUAAAGAGAAAACAGUCUUAUCACUUCGCAACACGCAAGAAGAGGAGCCACCAGACCCUCAGCUGAUGAGGUUAGACAACAUGUUGAUAGCGGAAGGUGUGGCCGGUCCUGAAAAGGGAGGUGGUGCUGGAGCCGCUGCAUCAGCUUCGGCAGCUGCUGGAGAAUGGGAUAACGCGAUCGAGCACUCGGACUACCGCGCGAAGCUGGCACAGAUCAGACAGAUCUACCACCAGGAGCUGGAUAAGUACGAGAAUGCUUGCAACGAGUUCACCACCCACGUGAUGAACCUGCUCCGGGAACAGAGUCGCACCCGCCCCAUCACACCUAAGGAGAUUGAGCGCAUGGUGCAGAUAAUUCAUAAGAAGUUCAGUUCCAUCCAGAUGCAGCUGAAGCAGUCAACGUGUGAGGCCGUCAUGAUACUGCGCUCGCGUUUCCUGGACGCGCGUCGAAAACGCCGCAACUUUAGCAAGCAGGCAUCAGAAAUACUGAACGAGUACUUCUACUCGCACCUCUCCAACCCGUACCCCAGCGAAGAGGCUAAAGAGGAACUGGCGCGCAAGUGCGGCAUCACCGUCUCGCAGGUAUCCAAUUGGUUCGGCAACAAACGCAUUCGUUACAAGAAAAAUAUCGGAAAAGCUCAAGAAGAGGCGAACCUCUACGCUGCCAAGAAAGCUGCUGCUUGGUGCACAGCAGGCGCGUCGCCGUACUCGCUGGGCGCCGCGUCGGGCACGGCCACGCCCAUGAUGUCGCCCGCGCCCACGCAGGACUCCAUGGGCUACUCGCUGCCCGCGGCGCCCUACGACCAGCCGCAGCCGCCCUAUGACGGCUCCAUGGGCUACGACCCCAUGCACCAGGAUCUCUCGCCAUAGAUCUGGCCGUUUCUUGCUGUAAGGUCGUCGUGCCGGAGCCGCGAGCCCCGCGCUUGGCCGACGGCCGCGCCUUAACACUGUAUACUAAUCUAUUUGCCAUAAUAAUUAAAAAUUAUUUUUCGAUAUUCAUAUAUUAAUAAUUAUAACGUCUGGACCCAGUAUUUGUUUCACAUUCGACAGCCAAGUAUUAGUCACGAUAUUCGGGCAGUAUUAGAAUCAAAAGUGGCGGGAUCUCGUUAUUUCAGACGUUCAUUACUCACUAAAUUCUCUGUAGUCUAUGGCGGUUUAUAUUACGAUACAUACGUAGCUUGUAAGUGGUACUGUAGUUAAUUUUUAAGUUUAGUGAUUCUGAGGUAGCAGCACAGUACAAGUAAUGGAACAGUAGCGUAACUCAGCGGUCUCUUUGAAAUUUAUACCUACGUCUAGGGUUGGUACAUACAGUCAAGGCGCAGCUAAUUUAACUCUGACAACGACCAGACCCGGUGGCGUGAGGCACUCAAUAGUUUAACCUUCCCAAGAUUGCUUAGCAUCCGUGUAAAUCAUGUAUAUGUGUGCGUGCGUCGAUUGGGACGCUCUAGUAUGAAGUUAAAAGUACUGUUCUAUUACUGUACUGUGGUAACAGCGACUGACUGCCCGACCGAUCUUUAUUUGUAUACUUCUAUGCGCCGGCGCAUUCUCUAAGUCGUCACAAAUUAAUCAGCAAAUAUAACUUACAAUAAUUGUUUUCACAUCAGAAAUUAUAUUGUUAGAAUUUUAUAUCAGGUGGAGCUUUUGGUCAAUAGUUUGCAUCAAACUCCAAUGGCUUAGGUUUUGUAUGGAUUUUGUUAUUGUCUUGUUAGCUGUAGUAAAGUUCUGUCGGUGCAGUUGGGUUCACUAGACGAAUGUGUGCAAUUUUAUAAUUUGAUUAGCAUAUGGUUGUGUUAGUGGCACUGUGUGCAGAAUGUGUUUUAGCAACACUUAAGGGCAGCAUCUUAAACCAAAAUGAAAUUAUCUUAAAUUUGUUCUUAAGCUUUAUUAAUGUCUCAAUGAGUAGAGACUUAACUCCUUCAAUAUGAUAGUAUUUCUGACCAAUCAUGGGCCGUCUUGAUUUCGAUAGCCCUAUCUAUGUGUUAGGUGUACCAGAAUAUCGCCCGCCGGCCGAGCAUGGCAAAAGCCGUACUCUCAGUCGUUGAUCAACUGGUGACCAAGGUAUACCAAGAGCUGGCGUGUAAUAAUGCUUUCCAUCAUUUUGGAAAGCAUGGUAAUAGCAAUAGGUCUCUAGGUAGCCAGAUCCGACCUGUUCUGUUCUGGACUCUUUUAGACAAGGACUGACUUCCAUUAGUCAGGGACUACACAUUUGAAUAUGAGUAUUUGAAUAAACGCGUUAGCACCGACGUCAACUCAGGGGCACACGUUCUAAGCACGAUUGGAGAAAUGCCAUCCGGCCCGCUUGACUUCUUUACUUUCAAGGAAAUCCGAGCUCGUCACAGUUUUUUAUCUGAACUGUAAAACACUCUCCAGCAAAAAUCUCUGACAAAUCGUCGUUCUCUAUAGAGACAGGAAGUUACAGUUUAAUAAAUACCAGUAUCCCACACCCAGUUUCAUAGCUCACGGUUAUAUAAGAGCUUAAACAGAACAAGGUAGUGGCAGAGAAUAUAUAAGACAUUGUAAUGUAUUCGUUUCAACCAUAUGAGAACCUUGUCCGUUUCAGUUGCUGCCCUAACUGAGGUCCGUAUAUCAGAAAUAUUCAAUCCAUAAACAAAUCUUACGGUCUCUUUCACGUCCCAACACGUUCUAUGCAUAUAGACAAAUCACGUCAUAUAAAAACAAAGCCGAAAUAUGUAGCAUGCCACAAAUUACACUGCUUCUUAACUUUGCCGCAUUUCAUCAGUUUUUUAAAAUAUUCUUGGUCAAUAAACAGCAAUGUUAAACAUUUAUUCAGUCCAGGUUUGAUGCGGACAGUUACAGUUGACACACGACUAAGGAAAAAAGUGUGCUUACAUUGUCUUAAACACGAAUGAUAUGUCCUUAUAUGUAUAGAAAUACAUUUGAUCACGGACUUCAUACGAAGACACCACUUGGAAUACGGACCUUACGCUGGUCUGUUAAGAGUAUAAAUUUUAUUAUAGUUUUAUGUUGGCACCAGUGCGGAUUUAGUUUUGUGAGUUGUCGGAACAAAAUGUCACGUGGUGCUAUCGUUGUUAGCACAUCAUUUUAAUUUUCAAUCUUAGCCGAUAAGUGUGUAAUAAGUAUUAUAAUUAGUGGGAUAUGAACUCAUGGCUUGCGUUUCAUGACUGCUGAACAUGUUUUUUAUAGCACCCAUCAGUAACAGUACAAACAAAAUGAUAUGUCAUAAUAUUUUACUGUUAAUGUGAAUCUUUCUGUAGCCUGAAAAAAUGUACUAAGGCAAUAAUAAAUUGGUAUACCAGAAGGUGGGAAGCAGGUUGAUAUAGCCUUUAUGAAAAUGAGAGGACGGACCACCCUAAGGCUAUCCAUCCUCCAUUGUCAGUCAUGGACAUCCUGAUGCAUAGGUUGUUGUCAGCGACAUCUUUUAAAAAAUUCUGUACAGUGGAGCUAUUCUUAUUUUGUGAUGCAACUUGCAACGUGUUAUUUUAAAGUGAUAUCCCCUGACUUCUGGGAUAAAUAAUACAAAUUAAAUUUGAAACCAAAAUUUAUGAACGAUGCGGGACUCGAACACCUGUCGGGUUCCAUCCUUUAAAAUAACUAUAUUGUUUAUAUUUAAAAUAGCGAUAUUUCAAGUCAAUUUCCUAAUAUGCAAUUAUUGGGGUUGAACAGGGUAUCAACUGUAAAGUACGUCCUGUAGAUGGAGCCACAACCUGAGAUACGUCACUAGGAUGGUUGGCUCAGUUUGUAAGAGCGCUUGAACGGAACCCGAGAGGCAUAAUAGUUUUUGAUGUCGGGUUCGAGUCGCGCAUCGUCCAUUUUGGUUACAAAUUUAAUUUGGGAAAUUUGCAACACCCAUUUUCACCGAAUGGACAAUUUCACAGGAAAAUUUGCGAGCGUACUCACGUAAACAGCCGGAAAUGCUCAUUUAAUUCCUUUGGGUUGCAAGACUAUGAGGAAUUACCAUCAAGAGACCCAUAUUUUCGUUUACCCUCCUCUUUCAAUAAAUUAUUAGUGCAGUAAUAUUUAAUAUAUUUAAUCACUUUAUGAAACAUACAAUGUUUAAUUAUUUAAAAGACAUAUUUUCAUGUUUGUUACCAGUAACUCAGUCUAUCAUAGUAACCGCAAGUCGUGAGUUUGAAUCCUACUCGCCAAUAUUUGUAUAUUUAUCCGUGUUUAAUGCUUUUGAUAUGAAAUCUUAAGUUGAUGUUGUAUAUUUAUUUGGUCGUUUUUAGCGAUGUGAACAGAUCUAACGAAUACGAUAUACGAUUAGUUUAACGAUAGUUCGGUUACGAAACGUAAGUAGGUGUAAGUGAUGUGUUCUCUAUCGAUAUCUGACACAGUAUACGAGAUGAAAUUGAAUCAUGUUUAUGACUUUUACAAUAAUCACGUCGCCGUAGACUUGCACAGUGACACGCCCGCGCCGCAUGUCAUUGAUCAAGGUCACCUUGUCAAUGUGUGACUGAAACAAAAGAUUUGUUUAUUUUAUGGAGUAUAUUUUUUAUGCUAAUGAAUUAUUUUUAUUUUCAGUUGUAUUAUUUAAUAUCGAAUGUUAAUUUAUUGUUUUAGCUUAUUUGAUUAUUUUAUUGUGUUGUAUGUUUAUUAUAAUAGCAGAUUACAAUGGAUUCUUAUUUGAAACUGUGAUUGAAAGGGUAGCUAGAUUUAUCAGUAAUUUUUCUUAAGUAGUCAUCCAGAUUUUAAACAACAUCACAAUAUGACUUUACAAAAUAGAAAAAGAAGAUUGUUAAAAAAGUACGUACCGUUUUUCAAUUUAUUAUUAUUAAAAAAUAACGGGUUGCACUCUGGCAGUGUCGGCAGAUGUGAAAACUUGAACAUCAACGUUGUGCUUUUUGAAUAUUUUGGAAUGGUUAGUGCAUAACUUCACACGAAUUGCUGUAUUUAUCAGUAUAAAAGGAGCUAGCAUAUUUAUGUCGUUAAAUAGAAUAUCAAUUUAUUUUUAAAAUUCAUAAAAAAUUUAACACUUCAGAACUAUUACAAUUGUUUUACAUUAAAAAGUUUAUCUCUCAGAAAAAUCAAAAUUCAUCCAUAACUGUCCAAUGACUGUCUUACGAAUUUUCGAUCAGGUCACGUGUCCUGACGCGAGUUUAUCAUUUUAUACGCCGCUAAAGAAGCUUUCACUUCAAAAUAAAAUAUUUUAUGUAAGCACAAUUAUUUACUAUAAAGUGUUCAUUUUAGUUUUUAUAUAAAAGAAAACAUGAUUGAUAGUGAUUAUGUGGUGCGAUUUAAUUGGUUAAGUCAUUCUUCAGUAAUUUACAUGUUAUGAAUGUGAUCAAUAAUUAAUAAUAUAUGUAUCAUUGUUUUGCAAAAGGCGGGGCGUGUUAUUGUACAGGCCACAAGGCCAGUUUGUGUUAAUGAUACGAUUAUAAAAUAGUAAAUAGUUUAAUGAACUGUGCGAAGUAAGAGCGACGUUAACAAACAAACACAUGUAUACGAGACAGUUGUAUGUUGACCAUCAUGAUAAUACAUAUUUGUGUAGUUA